CGCCGCUCCCGUCUCUCCCAGCUUUUCCUCUCAUGCGCAAGACAUAGGCGGAGGCCGGGAGGCGUGGUGACGGCGAGCCGUGGUGGGAUUGCACCGCUGCUGACUUGAGGAAGACCGCCUCUACCUCGCCUUCGUCGUCUAUCUCGACCACGUCGAGCCGAGCUGCGAGGAAAGGAGAUGGGAAUGGCAGCACGCCGCCGCUUCACUAAGCCCGAGCCUGCGACGACUUCACCUUCGCCCCGACUCCAUAUGCCAUGCUGGUUGCGGUUAUGGGUGGUCCUGCUCACACUCCUACUAUCACCGUCUCAUGCUUGUUCAGCUAAGUAUACUGGAAUAUCAGAAGAGGGUAAAUGCCGUUACGACUUGACGAGCAUAGCUACUCUAUCAUGCGUGCGGCCAGAUGGUGUAUGGAGGCCACCCUCAGAUACAUGCUGCAGCGCAUUACUGUAUGCUAUUGAUCAAGUUCCAGGUAGCGAUGUGAGCGGAGCAUGCUGCCUUUGCCGUUAUCUCAAAGAAAGAGUGGGACCUCCAAAACUGGCUACAACCUAUAUUAUGUGCAAUGGAGAGGACAAACACAUCGUCACCAAGUGGUCGUCGUUUCCAAUCAAAAAAUGUUUGGACGAAUGUGGGCAAGCAACCAUUUCCUCACUCGGCAUAGAGCAUGAGGAUACUCCAGGGGUACAAGCACAAGGCACUAUCAACGAGGGAAAAGAACAUGUCAGUGGAAUAGGACAAACACACGCCACUACCAAGGUCAUCUGGGUAGCUGUUGUAGUAUUCAUUGUGAUAUUGAUAUGGCUUAUUUGCUUCUCGAAUUUUCGGAGAUCGUUCAAGGCAACUGAAAAUGCAAGUGAACCCCGAUCUGGGCGCCGGCGAUCUGUUGGGUCUUCAUCAUCAGCAAAGCGAAAGGAGAAAAGGCUUUCAUCAUCAACAUGAAGAGGCUUAAUCAUUUGCAUGAGAUUCACACGAUUGAUUAUUGGCAUCUAGUUACUACUUGCACCUCAUCUUGUUCGGAUAGUUACGGUAUAUCUUGGGUUGUGUGAUGUAUCUACAUAUAUAGAACUACGGGCAUGUUAUUUUUGGUGUCUGAUCAACCGCGUCAUAAACUCUAAGACAUAUAUAUCUGAUUCACUCUAAUAGUCGUCCAUCCA
Messenger RNA from Panicum virgatum (switchgrass), 1151 nucleotides. RefSeq lists its product as uncharacterized. Lineage: Eukaryota; Viridiplantae; Streptophyta; Magnoliopsida; Poales; Poaceae. The transcript is spliced from 3 exons. The record is from RefSeq and is a predicted model, not a curated record. The coding region runs from base 178 to 936 and encodes 252 amino acids.